UUGGAAAUCAGCAGGCACACUGUCGUCAAAACAUUUGGCAGCCGGCUUUUGUAAAAAAAUAUACUUCAAGGAUUGCAGAUAUUUCCGCAAGGGAGUGGCCGAAUAAUCCUGGACUAAGUACGACAUAAACUUACAAUAAAAGUAUUGUUGAAUUGUUUUUGAAAUGACGGCAUUUGAGGAAUUUGGUGUGCUUCCGGAGCUCGGAAAGGCCACGGAUGAGUUGGACUGGACAUUGCCCACCGAUGUCCAGGCGGAGGCCAUUCCCCUGAUCCUUGGGGGCGGUGAUGUACUGAUGGCUGCCGAGACAGGGUCUGGUAAAACUGGAGCUUUCUGCCUGCCCAUCCUCCAGAUAGUCUGGGAAACGUUGCGAGAUCUCGAAGAGGGAAAAUCCGGGAAGAGCAGUGCCGGAGGUUCGGCUGGGGCGGUAGCUCCAUGGACAAUGUCCUUCUUCGACAGAGGAAAUGCGCUCGCUGUAACCCCAGAUGGGCUGCGUUGCCAGUCGCGUGAGUUCAAGGAAUGGCACGGCUGCCGCGCCACCACAGGCGUCCACGGAAAGGGACGAUUCUAUUUUGAGGCCAUUGUUACGGACGAGGGUCUCUGCCGUGUAGGCUGGUCCACGCAGCAGGCAAACCUGGAUCUGGGUACUUGUCGCUUUGGCUUCGGGUUCGGAGGCACGGGUAAAAAGUCCAACAAUAGACAGUUUGACGAUUACGGCGAGAGCUUUGGCAAAGCUGAUGUUAUAGGCUGUCUACUGGACUUGCAACGCCUAGAAGUAAGCUUCACCAAGAACGGACAAAGCCUGGGAGUUGCUUUUCGUGUGCCAGAGAAUCUUGCCAAGGAAACGUUUUAUCCCGCUGUUGUGCUCAAGAACGCCGAAAUGCAGUUUAAUUUCGGGAAAACCGACUUUAAGUACGCUCCGGCAGGUGGAUUUGUGGCUGUCUGCAAAGCGGGAGCGGAGCACAUUCGUUCUAAUCCCCUGGCUAGUCCGUCUUCUAGCUCUUUAAAUGCCAGGCCGGCCCCUAACGCACCCCAGGCCAUUAUAAUCGAGCCCAGCCGGGAGCUGGCCGAGCAGACCUUUAACCAGAUCGAAAAGUUUAAGUACCAUCUGAGCAACCCAGAAGUGCGGUCGUUGCUACUAAUUGGUGGCGUGCGACUGGAGGAGCAGAAGACUGAGCUAUCGAAGGGAAUUCAUAUUGUGGUGGGCACUCCCGGAAGACUAGAAGAGCUGAUCAAUAGUGGCCUAGUGCUGCUGACACACUGCCGAUUCUUCGUUCUGGAUGAGGCAGACGCACUGCUUAAACAAGGCUACACCGAAUUGAUCGACCGCCUCCACAAGCAGAUACCAAAGAUUACGGCGGACGGCCGACGACUGCAAAUGAUCGUUUGUUCUGCCACGCUGCAUGCCUUCGAGGUAAAAAAGAUGGCCGAACGGCUGAUGCACUUCCCCACAUGGGUGGAUUUGAAAGGGGAGGAUGCCGUGCCAGAGACGGUCCACCACGUUGUCUGCAUGGUCGACCCACAUGCAGAUUCCAGUUGGCAAUCUUUACGCCAAGCCAUUCGAACCGACGGGGUGCACGAUAGGGACAACGUCCACCCCAGCAACCACUCGCAGGAGACGUUCUCGCAGGCGGUGAAACUUCUCAAAGGCGAGUACUGCGUCUAUGCCAUAGAGAAGCACCGCAUGGACCGAGCAAUCAUCUUCUGCCGCACAAAGCAGGACUGCGACCAUCUGGAGCAGUAUUUAAAACAGCGUGGGGGUCAGCGCUUCUCCUGCGUCUGCCUUCACGGUGAUCGCAAGCCGCAGGAGCGCAAGCAGAAUCUAGAAAUGUUCAAGCGGCAGCAGGUCAAGUACCUAAUCUGCACGGACGUGGCAGCCCGAGGACUGGACAUUACCGGAUUACCCUUCAUGAUUAACGUGACGCUGCCCGACGACAAGGCCAACUAUGUGCACCGCAUCGGACGAGUGGGUAGGGCCGAGCGCAUGGGACUGGCCAUCAGCCUCGUGGCCACCGUGCCGGAAAAGGUGUGGUACCACGGAGAGUGGUGCAAGUCCCGCGGCCGCAACUGCAGCAACACCAACCUGACCGAUGUGCGAGGCUGCUGCAUAUGGUACAAUGAGCCGAAUCUGCUGGCCGAAGUGGAGGACCACCUGAACAUCACUAUCCAGCAGGUCGACCGCGCCAUGGAGGUACCCGUGAAUGACUUCGACGGCAAGGUGGUUUAUGGCCAGAAGAACCUCAACACAGGCAGCGGAUACGCCGAUCACGUGGAGCAGCUGGUGCCCACCGUUCGAAAACUAACCGAUCUGGAGCUGCAAUCACAAUCUUUAUUUUUAAAACGCCUUAAGGUCUAGUCGGGAAUUCGUCUGGAGAUGGAGCUGCCUUAAAAUGAGCCAGUUGGCGGGGAAUACUUCUGUGGCAAACACACACGACAUCUAGGCAGGAAAUCCGAGCAGUGGCUUCGGAGAACACACGAUAUAGCAUUACAAGUAAACAUUUAAUUAAAUUAA
Drosophila bipectinata is the source of this 2509-nucleotide messenger RNA. It is a transcript of the gene Ddx1, whose product is annotated as ATP-dependent RNA helicase Ddx1. NCBI's taxonomy places the organism in Eukaryota, Metazoa, Arthropoda, Insecta, Diptera, Drosophilidae. The record is from RefSeq and is a predicted model, not a curated record. Gene Ontology annotation, molecular function: RNA helicase activity; nucleic acid binding; protein binding.